AUGGGCAUGAGCACGUCCGAGCUCUUGGUGCCCUUCCUGGGGGCCCUCCAGGCCUCCAUGUCGGUGCUGCUCACCAUCUUCUUCGGCGUCCUGACGGCGCAAUUCAACCUCCUCUCGACCAGUGCAGCGAAGGAGGUGUCCAGGACGUGCGUACGCUUGUUCCUGCCUGCACUGCUCAUCUACAAGAUCGGCUCCAAUCUGCACAAGGACACAGGCGUCCGCUAUGUCCCCGUUCUGAUCUGGUCGAUAAGCUACACUCUGCUCUCGCUGGGCAUCGGCGCCCUCGCCACGCGCCUCCUCAAGCUGCCGCACUGGGUCAAGCUCGCCCUCGCCUUCAACAACACGACGAGUCUGCCGCUCCUGCUUAUACAAUCGCUCAGCACGACGGGAGUGCUGAAUGCGAUCAUACUGGAGGGGGAUAGUGCGUCGGAUGCGCUCGAUCGGGCCGAGUCGUACUUCCUGGUCAAUGCCAUGGUCAGCAAUUCGCUGACGUUUGCGCUGGGACCUAGGCUGCUCCGGCCGAGUGACGAGGACGCGCCAAGUGAGGAUGAUAAGGACAAAGCUGGCGAAGAAGAGCAUGAUGAUGGAGGGGAGAACGGGGAGAUGGAGCGCGGACCGGACGGCAUCGUCGAUGAGGAGACGUCGCUUCUGCCGCAGCAAGUCAUCCACUCCACGAAUGGCAACAUGCGUUCGGGCUAUAGGAGAGGCAUGCGGUGGCUGAACAGCCUCCCGCCGUGGGCCCAGGAUUCCCUCGACUUCCUCUACUCGUUCGCCAACGCGCCCCUCAUCGGCGCCGUCGUGGGCGCCAUCAUCGGCCUCACCCCACCGCUCCACAAACUCUUCUUCGCCGAUAGCAACGACGGCGGCUACCUCAACGCCUGGCUCACAUCCGCCAUCAAGAAUGUAGGCGAUCUCUUCGCCACGCUGCAGAUCAUCGUCGUGGGCGUAAAGCUCUCCCAAUCCAUGCUCCGCAUGAAGCGCGGCGAAGACAGCGGCGGCGUGUCCAAAACUAGCCUCGCCGUUAUUACGUUCGUCCGCUUUAUCGUGUGGCCGCUGAUCAGCAUCCCGCUGAUUUGGGCGCUGGCAACGAAGACGGGGCUGCUGGACCAGGAUCCGAUGCUCUGGUUUGCGAUGAUGCUGAUGCCGACGGGGCCGCCCGCGAUGAUUCUGGUCGCGCUGACGGACGUGACUGGCGGCCCGGAGACGGAGAAGAUGGCGAUUGCGAAGUUGUUGACGAUUUUGUAUUCGAUUACGCCGAUGAUAUGUUUUGCUGUCGUGGGGAGUCUGAAGGCGAGCGAGGCUGCUAUUGGAAGGUGA
Molecule: messenger RNA, 1317 nt
Organism: Trematosphaeria pertusa
Lineage: Eukaryota; Fungi; Ascomycota; Dothideomycetes; Pleosporales; Trematosphaeriaceae
Exons: 3
Coding region: 1-1317 (438 amino acids)
Biological process (GO): transmembrane transport
Cellular component (GO): endoplasmic reticulum; membrane
Source: RefSeq, a predicted model, not a curated record